Molecule: messenger RNA, 653 nt
Organism: Anas platyrhynchos (mallard)
Lineage: Eukaryota; Metazoa; Chordata; Aves; Anseriformes; Anatidae
Gene: CHCHD10
Product: coiled-coil-helix-coiled-coil-helix domain containing 10
Biological process (GO): mitochondrion organization
Cellular component (GO): mitochondrion; nucleus
Source: RefSeq, a predicted model, not a curated record
GGGCAGUGUGAGGCGAUGGCGCGCGGCGGGAGGAGCGCGGCGCGGCCCGCGGCGGCACCGGCACCGGCCAGCCCGGCCCCGGCCGCCCCGGUGCCGCCGGCGCAGCCCGGGCUGAUGGCGCAGAUGGCCAGCACGGCGGCCGGCGUGGCCGUGGGCUCCGCUGUGGGGCACGUCGUGGGCAGCGCCCUCACCGGGGCCUUCGGCGGCUCCUCCGAGCCCAGCAAGGCGGCCCCGGCGCAGGAGCCCCGGCAGCAGCCCCCGUCCCAGCAGCAGCCGCCCUUCGGGCCCUGCCACUACGAGGUGAAGCAGUUCCUGGAGUGCGCCACCACCCAGAGGGACCUGACCUUGUGCGAGGGCUUCAACGAGGCGCUGAAGCAGUGCAAGUACAGUAACGGUGUUUCCUCUCUCCUGUGAGGAAUCUGUCCAGUUGUAGGGAGAAGAAGAGCCUGGUGUAGAGCCCUGAUGCCUGCAAGGAGUGGAAGGAAGGAUGGACAGGUGAUGUGCUGGAGGGAACAGGCUGACCAGAUCGGAGCCUUCUGGGGUAACUUACUUCUGGAGUAGUAGGGAAGUAAAGGAACGGUUGGAUUUAUGAUUCUGGAGUUCAGAUAGUGCUGUAUUUACUACAGAGAAAUAAAGAAGCUUAUUUGGAACUA